Molecule: messenger RNA, 987 nt
Organism: Perca fluviatilis (European perch)
Lineage: Eukaryota; Metazoa; Chordata; Actinopteri; Perciformes; Percidae
Exons: 2
Coding region: 51-809 (252 amino acids)
Source: RefSeq, a predicted model, not a curated record
UGGAGGCCCGGGACCUACCAUCCGAGCCUGUUCAACGUGCUAAUACAGUUAUGGAGUUCCAGGAACCAGAAAACCGUGAGGGUGAGGCAGUGAUUCGUAAACGUCGCUGUGCCAGAGCGGUGUUUCCCACUGUGCACACAGACACUGGAGCUGGUGCCAGCUCAACCAAUGCAGAUCAGGACUGGCCGAGAGCACAGCACUGGCCUGGGGAUGCUGUCUUCCCUGCUUUGUCGGAUGUUGCCUACUGCCAGCAGGGUCAACACUCAGCUCCAGCGUCUCACUCUCAAGGCUGGUCCCCUUACCAGCAGUCACCUGCUGCAGCGUCUCACUCUCAGGGCUGGUCCCCUUACCAGCCGUCGCAGUCACCUGCUGCAGCGUCUCACUCUCAGGGCUGGUCCCCUUACCAGCCGUCGCAGUCACCUGCUGCAGCGUCUCACUCUCAGGGCUGGUCCCCUUACCAGUUGCCACCAGUGCCAGCUUCUCACUCCCAUGGUGGCCAUCAUGAUCAACCGCCACCAGCUCCAACACCUCAACCUCAAGGCGGGCUUCCUUACCAGCCAGCCCCAGCACCACUAGCUUCUCUCAAUCGGUUCCGAGAAUGGAGAUUGCGAAAGGCAACCCUGGAGGAUAAGGAGCGAGAGAUAAGAGGUGAUCCCCCCAAGAAGCGGCAAACCAAAGAAAGCUACCACUAUCAGUGUAAAAUAUGUGGUCAGUCAAAGAGCAAACUUACUGGCCAUACACAGUUACGGGGGAAAUGGUACUGUCCUGCAUCUGGACAGACCAUCACAGAGUGGAAGACCACAUUAUAGAAUACAUAUGUACUGUAUAUAGUUGUUUUUUUAUAGUUUUUAUAAUUGUGCUGCACUUUGAUGUUCCAUAACAAGCCCAUACAUUGUGUUAUUUCUAUUCAAAGUGUUUGUUAUCUUAUGUUUAUCUAUGUUUACGUUAACGGUUUAUUGGAGUUUUGUGUGUUCUUUUAAAAAAAAA